AUGCCCCGUCACAAUCUCCACUCCGAAGUCUUGGAGGCAUCCCUGCCUGGGAAAUUUCCUCGCCUCAGUCGAAUCCGUCUCGAUGGAGGUAGUACCAUCGUUUUUACCUACAGCUCGCCGCUCAAUAAUGAGCCUAUUGUAUUCAACGUUCCCAUUCUAAAUGUCGCAGAAUACCCCAACAAGCACAGCUACUUUGCGUUCGCAACCACCGACAACAUCUCCAAGCCGGUUUCCACCUUUCUAGACACCGUGCAGAAAAAGUUCGACCGUUGCAAGCUGGAAACUUUCCUAGAAGGUUUUUGCGACUGCAUCGAUGACGCUUUCCUGGAAGACUCUCUGGAAGAUUCGGACGAGGGUGACGAUUAUGAUCCCAAACAUGACGCCGCGGCCUCGGACGAUUUCGAUCCCAGCAGUGACGAUGAAGAUGUGGACUGGGGCGGAUUGACCGAUCCUCCAGUGAUAUCCCAUUCAACAGAUAAGAAGCAACUCCGGGCUGAUCUUCGCGCAGCCAAAGCUGCAGGGUUUAAAGUUGGAUAUCUGGAAGAUCCGGAUAGCGCUUUUGUGGUAUCGAUUUCCUGCCGCGUCUCUAAGCUGGGGAUUUCACAGGAUGCCAUGCAAAUGUGGAAUGUUUCUCCCGAGCAGUUUUUGGCAGUGCUUCUUCGCUAUCCUAGGGGUUAUCGUGGGAUGAACCAGAUCCUGUCACAGCCACAGACAGGCCCAGCUCUCCUCCAAAUGCACAUUGGCCUUUGCGAUACAUAUAAACCUACUGUGCUGUCGGUUCCGGACACGGCAAACCCCGCCAAAGUUCAUGAUAUAUUAUGCCCCAGCGUGUCAGAAUCUACGCCAAAAUCUGCCAUUAAAUCAACCUUCAUCACGGAGCCAAUGGAGACAUUGCUCAAUACCCGCUUCUUGGGCUUUAUACGAAACCGACUGGAACAUGGCUUUUCGUGGACAGGAGCGGAGCUGUACUACAAUGAUGCUCAGGGCAAGAAGAAACUAAAAGCCAAUGAUGUUCUUCUUGCCAAAUAUCGUGUUCCUGAGGAAUGGAACAACUCCACGCCAAGCUUCGUCAAAGGGGACGAGCUCCGACAGACGAAGAAAUCAUCCCGACUAUCCCUGCCUCUGAUUGCUAUGCAGUAUGCCCUUCGUCGGUUUGUGAAGUGUACGGAAUUCUGUCUUACUUGCCACUGCAAGAUAGACGCCGGCUAUGAGGCACUGAAGCCGUACGUUUGUUCCAAGCCGUUGUGUCUGUACCAAUACAUGCAACUUGGCAUGGGCCCAAGGCUGGAAUGGGAAAUCACCUCCCAACCGUACGUGGUCGAUAUGCUCGUUAGCUUUGCUUAUGCGAGAGCUUGGGCGGGGAAGCUAUCCGAUUUCCCCCAAGGACUCGACUUGAAGGUCCCCUGGGGGGCCCCGAUGAGCCGAGGGACGAAGCCUCGGAAUGCGACAUUGGAUCCUGACAAGAUGACGCUGUCCAUCCGAGCAAGACACGACCUCAAGGUUGGGGAAUGGGUUGCCAUCAAGGCGGGCAAUGAUUCAUUCUCCUCGAUCAACACUCCAUCGCUCAGUUGUACAGUGCUGAGUACACAGAACAACCUGAUACAGCUUUCGCAGCCAAUUUCCACAGGCUUUGGCGACCAAAGUAAUCAUCGGCAAUGGGAGAAAGUGCAAUUUAUGCCUUACCGUGCUAAUUUUGAUGACUUGUCAGCCCAGCUGAAGCAGCAUGCUGUCACGGCGCUCCUCGACACGCUUCCCGAUGUUAUCUUAAUGAAGUCAUUCAUUACAAGCGGUCCAAGGCCUGAGCAAAAUAAACCUCUUGCAUCCUGGACCGAGAGAAUUUGUCCAUCCGCGCUCUCUGUACUGCGGUGGAUUGUUGCCUCCAACCAAUCAUGCAUUGUACACGAUGAUGACCCCAAUUAUCAGGUGACAGGCAUGGGUAACUACAUGCAGUUCAGGCUCGCGCAGGGUUCUCCAGAUAAAGAAGCCCGGUUCAUCCAAGCAGUCAAGAGCAGCCCGGCGAAGCAAUUUCCCACCAUUUUUGCUUGGCAUGGAAGUCCGGUUUAUAACUGGCAUAGCAUCGUGAGACAGGGAUUGAAUUUCGAUGAAAUGUUGCAUGGUCGCUCGAUGGGAAAUGGGGUCUAUAUGGCAAAGACCAUGGCUGAAUCACAGGGUUACACUGCCUCCAACACAUCCGUGGCAAACUGGCCGCAAAGCCUGUUGGGCAUCAGGUCCGCCGUUUCGUUGAAUGAGGUAGUCAACUCGCCCCAAUCAUUUGUAUGCUGCAAUCCCUGUUACGUUGUUUCUCAGCUGGACUGGAUCCAGCCACGGUACCUUUUUAUCUCAGGCGAGGAUCUCCCAUCUCAAGGGGGAAAGAAGUCCAAACCAUCAAAGGUCUACGAACAGGACCCACAACAUACCCCCAUGGGCAUCAGCCAUACUCCCGUUUCUAUUCCUAUAUCGGCCCUGAGCUCCCGUGAAAAAAAAACCAACAAGCAAGCACCAACUCGUGCCAGCAAAAAGAGGAAGGUGUCGCCAAACUCGGGGUCCAAGACGUCGGACACAAGUGACGAUUGCGAUAGCGUGGCGACCCUGGCUGAUGACCUACGUUUGCUCCAAUCCGAUUCGGAAAAUGAAGCCGCUGAGCCGGACCGUGCGGUCGUGAAGAGAAAGACCCGAGCAGAUUCUAAGCCCAAAACUGACUUCCGGCCUGGAACCCUGCAAACAAGUUCCCUAAAGCUCCUGGGGGCACCAAGUUACGCGACCACAACCGCGACCCAGUCACUACAGCGACAUCUUAAGGAUGUAUUAAAGGUCCAGGAUCGAGAGCCCCUACAUGAACUCGGGUGGUACGUUGAUCCGACGCUGGUCAACACCGUCUACCAAUGGAUUGUCGAGUUCCAUAGCUUUGACCCUUCUUUGCCCUUAGCUCAAGAUCUCAAACAAAACGAGCUCACAAGUAUCGUCAUGGAGAUUCGCUUCCCGCCUGAGUUUCCCCACUCUCCACCGUUUUUCCGGGUCAUUCGUCCGCACUUCGUCCCGUUUAUGAACGGUGGUGGUGGCCAUGUGACCAUUGGCGGAGCCAUGUGCAUGGAGCUGCUCACGAGCUCAGGCUGGAUGCCGACCCUGUCCAUGGAGAGUGUACUUUUGCAGGUGCGCCUGGCGCUUUGCUCGGUAGAUCCCAGACCUGCACGGCUUGACAAUGUUGGAGAUUACAACUUUGGCGAGUCGGUGAUUGCCUACAGGCGAGCAUGCCAGAGUCAUGGUUGGAGGGUACCUGAGGAUUUCAAUCGCAUUGAGCAGGCAUGA
Messenger RNA from Aspergillus sclerotioniger CBS 115572, 3306 nucleotides. Its product is annotated as putative ubiquitin conjugating enzyme. Gene Ontology annotation, molecular function: NAD+ poly-ADP-ribosyltransferase activity. The record is from RefSeq and is a predicted model, not a curated record. NCBI's taxonomy places the organism in Eukaryota, Fungi, Ascomycota, Eurotiomycetes, Eurotiales, Aspergillaceae. The transcript is spliced from 2 exons. The coding region runs from base 1 to 3306 and encodes 1101 amino acids.